AUGCCCACUGAUGAGGUUGUAGAGAAACAUGCAGAGGACAACACUUGCGCAAAUUGCACGGAGCGUGGAGACGAGUGCCACUUCUCACCCGUCAAAAGACGCAAGACCCGCUCCAACCCAGUUACCAGUCCAUCAGUCACCACGCGACCGGAUCUAGACGACACAAAUGCGUAUCGCUCAACCCUUAGUACAGAUCCUGAGGUGACGGCUGGCGACUCUCGACAAGACCUGUCGCAGCAAGUUUGUGCCGAAACGGACACCGCCCCCACCGACGCAGGACAAGGGGUGUCAUUCCAGCGGAGUAAUGCCUACAUCUCGAGCUGCGGACUUGCUUUCUUUUCCGACAACAGCCUCACAGCCUUGGCCGACCGACUGGGACAUGAUCGAACGAGAGAGAUUGUCGUCAAGAUGCAGGAGAAUUCCAGAGCUCGCCAGAGUGCUCCGUUGAAUAUCUUCACGCAGACCCGAUCUGACUACACUCGUGUUCUCAACUCAUACUCGCCACAGUGCAGGGCAACUUAUGUUAAAUCUUACUUCAGUGACCUACAUCCGGUUUACCCCUUUCUCGAGCAAUCGAGAUUCGAAUCCAUGGCCUUCGGUGCACAGCUGGAGGAGAUUCUCCAAACAAACCACGCGUGGGCAGCGCUGUAUUACUCCGUCCUCAGCCUAGGAAGUCUUUUGCAUGAGGGAGCAUCGUUCGAACCUAUGGGCGGACCGGCUUGGAAAAUCUUUGGCUUUGCCCUCAGAUUAUUCCCAACCCUCCUCUUUGCCAAAAAAUCUCUUCUGGUUGCUCAGGCAAUAACCGCAAUGGCAUUGUUCGCAUUAAAUCACUCGAGUUGGCCCGUCGAAGAGCUCUUGAUCACGGAGGCUGCACGCAUCGCCAUCGCGCUCCAGCUGAACAAGCUUUCACAUAAUCUUCAGAAUAGUCCCGAGCGAGAACGGACAUUCUGGGUCAUUUACUGUCUCGAAAAGGAAUACUCUUUCCACUCAACGCAGUCCUCGGUGUUUAAUGAUGCUGAUAUUAGCUGCCCCCUUCCAGAACCCAUUCUGGAUAGCACAGAUGGUAUAGACUGGCAGCAAAUUCAGGUUGGCUUCUGCAGAAUCCUGUCCUACUCGUACAAUCAACUGUUCGCAUGCGGCAUGCCUUCGCGUAGCGAAGACUUCUAUUCUACCGAGAUUGACCAGAUCCGAUGCCGACUUCAACACUGGGUGGCUUCUGUGCCGGAAAGGUUUCGACCAGGGACCGUAAUUCGAUCGAGGAAUUUUACCAAGCCACAUCACAACUACGCCCUCCUCCAGGUACAUUUCCUCUACUAUUCUCUCCAAAUUGCGUUAUCGAGGCUCCUCGUCCACGUUUACGCCGAUCGCCGUUGCGCUCCCGUGGCUGAGAGCAAAUUGACCUUGAUGAACUCUGCGCGAGCUAUCAUUGAAACUCUUCAAUUCGUUCCGCCAGAGGCUUCGCUACCCAUGAACAUUAUUGGCCUGGCACCUAUCGUGGCUAAUUUCAUCCUCUUUGACCUUGUCGUCUAUAACCCGGAGCAUUCUGAGACCAAACUGAAUCUGAUGUAUCUCGAGAUCGUGACUGGGUUUCUCCGCCGUAUCGGUCUCAAUUCCAGUAACCCAAUGCCAAGUUCUUCUUUCGCGGAACUCGGGGUUAUCGCUCGCGACUUCGUGGCGCGAAAGGCCGGCCGUGGUGAAGGACGUCAGGACGCUCAAGGCAAUCGAGCGGCUCCAUCCACGGGGGCACCGGUGGCCCACUGUGAACGGAAUGCCGCUUCCUCCGAAGUCAUGGGUCAUGGACGACCUCGUAACGGCAUGGCGAUUCCAGCCUCUGUCGUCACUCAGCCUGCGGAUAUCGCAGACCGCGGUCAAAUGGGCUUAUGGGACGGUCUUGAAGAGACACUUCGCUACCCAGUCAUGGACCAUAUCGCAGAUUUGGAUGGGUUUGGCGACGACUUUGCUAUCCGCGAGCUGUUCGGCCAACACUCGACAUUUGAUAUCGACAUUUUGAGCCAAUGA
This is a messenger RNA of Cladophialophora immunda, 2019 nucleotides long. RefSeq lists its product as uncharacterized. The record is from RefSeq and is a predicted model, not a curated record. The transcript has 10 exons. Gene Ontology annotation, biological process: DNA-templated transcription. Lineage: Eukaryota; Fungi; Ascomycota; Eurotiomycetes; Chaetothyriales; Herpotrichiellaceae. Gene Ontology annotation, molecular function: DNA binding; zinc ion binding. Bases 1 to 2019 code for a protein of 672 amino acids.